Messenger RNA from Xyrauchen texanus (razorback sucker), 3784 nucleotides. Its product is annotated as scm-like with four MBT domains protein 2. The transcript is spliced from 21 exons. NCBI's taxonomy places the organism in Eukaryota, Metazoa, Chordata, Actinopteri, Cypriniformes, Catostomidae. The record is from RefSeq and is a predicted model, not a curated record. Gene Ontology annotation, cellular component: nucleus. Gene Ontology annotation, biological process: regulation of DNA-templated transcription. Bases 157 to 2748 code for a protein of 863 amino acids. Gene Ontology annotation, molecular function: histone binding; transcription corepressor activity.
UGAAAAUAAUCUGUAGAUGUUGAGACAUGCGCAGACGAGAGAUGAUGCCAUAUUGGACUUGAGUAUUCAGCUGACACACGCAUACACGCAACGUUCCUGCUUCAACCAGAACACAGGAUAACACAAUUCAGAUAGACGGGGAAACAAGCUUAAGGCAUGGAUUGUGUGGAGGAGGAGGUGGAUUUUAACUGGGAGGAGUAUCUCGAGGAGACUGGAGCCACUGCUGCCCCACACACUUCAUUCAGACAUGUGGAGCUCAGUCUUCAGAGCAGUUUUCAGCCUGGAAUGAAGCUCGAGGUAGCCAAUAAAGGCAGUCUGGAUACGUAUUGGGUGGCCACCAUCAUAACCACAUGUGGUCAGUUGCUAUUAUUACGCUACUGUGGCCAUGGUGACGACCGCAAAGCUGAUUUCUGGUGUGACAUCAUGACAGCCGAGCUGCAUCCUGUCGGUUGGUGUGCUCAGAACAACAAAACGCUUCAACCACCUGAAGAUAACGUUUACCUCAAAGCAGCUAUAAAAGAAAAGUUCAGUGACUGGACUGAGUUUCUUAUCAAAGAGCUCACAGGUUCACGAACGGCACCAGCAAACUUGCUUGAAGGGCCAUUACGAGGUAAAAACACAGUGGAUCUGAUCAUAGUAGGUUGUGUUUUGGAGGUGCGUGAUGCCUUGGAACCCAGCGUGUAUUGGGCUGCUCGGGUCCAGCAUAACGUCGGUGGACGCUUGUGCCUCAGCUAUGUUGGACUAAAUGACCCCGCCUACUACUUCUGGAUGUUCUAUCUAGACAUGAGACUCCGCCCCCUGGGCUGGGCCAAGGAGAAUAAUUUAUCAAUGGAGCCACCCACAGAUCUAUGUAUUUUGAGGAGCAGGUCAGAAUGGACUGAAGCUUUAGAUGAAGCCACUGCUAAAGCCCUUAACAGUCCACUUCCACUGGAGGUCUUCAAGGAUCACACUGACUUGCGUACACACUCCUUCAGGACAGGAAUGAAGCUUGAAAUGGUGUCACCAAAAGAACCUUUCCACAUCUGUCCUGUGUCUGUAACAAAAGUCUAUAAUGAAUACUACUUUCAGAUCACUGUGGAUGACCUUACUCCUGAAGCCCCACCCACUUCUGUGGUGUGCCAUGCUGAUUCGCCAGGCAUUCUGCCAGUCCAGUGGUGUCUAAAGAAUGGUGUGGGACUGGAGAGGCCACGGGGUUUUGAGUCACAGGACUUUGACUGGGCAGAUUACCUCAAACACACGGCCACUGAAGCUGCUUCAGAUGUGUGUUUCCCAAACGCGUGUCAGAGCAGGGGCUUCUGUAAGGAUAUGUGGCUUGAAGCUGUCAACCCACUCCAGCCUUCCGAACUCUGUGUUGCUCGUAUCACUCAGGUCAAAGGUCGACUACUCUGGCUGAGACUAGAAGGCCUGACCAAGCCGUCAGCAGACUGUAUAGUGGAUGUGGAGAGUAUGGAUAUAUUCCCAGUGGGCUGGUGUGAAGCUAACGGCUAUCCGUUAUUGCCGUUACAGAAGACAGUCUGUCCUCCUCAGAGAAAGAUUGCUGUUGUACAGCCUGAGAAACAGUUGCCCCCCUCACAGCCUGCUGAUGUUCCCCUUAACCUGUGCUCCUCCAUCGCUAUGGAAACAGGUUUGGUGAAUGGAAAAUACUGCUGUUCUCAACUCUAUGUGAAUCAUCACUGUUUCUCUGGUCCGUAUCUCAACAAGGGCCGAAUCGCUGAGUUACCGCAGGCCGUGGGGCCCGGCAAAUGUGCUUUAGUCCUUAAAGAGAUUCUGACAAUGUUAAUAAACUCAGCGUAUAAACCCGGCCGUGUGCUCAGAGAGCUACAGAUGGUAGAGGAUCCACAAUGGAACUGCAUGGAGGAAACCCUGAAAGCCAAAUAUAAAGGGAAGAGCUACCGAUCCACCAUGAGGAUCGUUCGAGUAGCAGAACAAGUGUCAGAGUUUUGUCGUCGAGUGUGCGAAAGACUACAGUGCUGUCCAAAUCUUUUUGGCCCAACGCUCGUUACCGACAAGUGCCCUGAAAACUGCUCGAGCCAAACCAAGACCAAAUACACAUAUUACAAGAAGAGGAAAGUCGGCCGGCCAAGUUUAGGGGAGAACACACAGGAAGGAGACAUGACCAAACCAGCACGCCGCAGAAAGAAACGCAAGGCCAUCUUUGUCCAGAAGAAACGACGCUCUUCUGUUUUAGGAUAUCACACCACAGAAUCACCUCAGGAUAGCGAUUUUUACUAUGAUGAUGAGGAAGAUUAUUUUGAGGAGUCAGGCAGUGAGCAAAGUUCCAGCUCACCCCAUGACCAGUCCCCUGCACACUCCUUCAAGGAAGCCCCUCGGAGAGGAAGACCUCCAAGACAAGCUGCUCUUCUGCGCAGGGCGACCCAUCUUGGGCCAGAAACCUCAGACAGGUCAUCUCCCAGGAGAACCACACGCUCGGUUUCUUACAACCAGAACAAGGCAGCCAAACACACACACACAAAGGCAGAGAAUGUUGAAGAGGAAGAUGACCGGCUGGUUUUAGAGAGGAAUCCUUUGGAAUGGAGUGUAUCUGAUGUGGUUGACUUCAUCACAUCCACAGACUGUGCCUCCCUCGCCAAGAUAUUCCAAGAUCAGGACAUUGAUGGACAAGCUUUGUUGCUAUUGACUCUUCCUACAGUGCAGGAAUGUAUGGACCUGAAGCUCGGCCCAGCCAUCAAACUAUGUCAUCAGAUCGAGCGAGUCAAAGUGGCCUUUUACUCCCAGUACGCUAACUAAGCUAACUGUGCUAACACUGCUAGCAUACCCAGAGGCCUUUGCUUUGGCAGACAUAAAGAAACAGAAACCUGUGUAUCGUCCUCAGGGGUGUAAAGUAUCAUUCCAUCCAUCACGAAACCUCGGGUUGGCUGCAGUACAUAGCCUACUGAUUUCAGAGGAUUUUUAAACCAACUCAGCGAUUGUAUUAUAUUGACAUCAUUUUCCUUUGAUACGGCAUUUCAUCCUGAACAAUGUUAUAUUUUCUGCUUGGUGGACUGGAUCGUUAAAGAAGACAAACCAAACAAUCUAGAGGAAGCUUUGAUUGUUUUCUGGUAGAGUUUCGAAUGUGUAACGUUUUAAAGAGAGAGCAUGAACAUACGAAUGAAGACAAUUUUGAAGAUCGCCAUGCACAACUGCAAAUUCAAAGGCAAACAAUUGACAGCCAGUUUAAAUGUGUAAAAACUUCCACUGAUAAGACCAAAUUAUAUUUAUAACGGCAAAAUAUAUAUAAAGUAUUGACUUAAGAAGUUGGCUAAUAUAUUUGCAUUAUUUAUUUUGCUCUGAUAAACUAUUUUUUUAAUGUUCGUAAUUUUAGGAAGUGUUCAACUCAGGCAUUAUUAAUUCACUGGCUUAAAUUAUGGAUUUUCAUUAUUAUCAGGACUGAAAUUUGAUAUGGCAUGUUCUGUGAUGGCUGUAUGUUGUGUACUUUUGCAUGCAUCUGUACGCACACAUGUAUAACUUAUUGUAUUAUAUAAGAGCUCUACGCUUUCGUCAGAUAUUCAAGUACUUGCCUAUUGUCUGUUUUCUAAUCAACACUUUGCAAGUGAUGAUUCAGGCCAAAUGAAUUUUAAAGAGCUGCCUUUUGUCAUGGCCUGUCUAUAUUUUAUGUAAAUGUGACUUUGAUAUAUGCAAAUGUUAUAUAUAUAUAUAUUUAGUGUUUUAAUGACUUUCCUUGUGGUAUAUUUUUUACUUUAACUCUGCUUUAUGACACUUCUUUUGAUCUUUACAAGAUUGUAUAAAAAUUUUGUUAACGGCUAAUGAAAUACUGUCAUCAAUA